UGUGUGGCAGGUUAAAACUGUUGUCAACCACAAGGAGCAAAAGAAGGUCAAGUACAACUCAAUCGAUCGACCAGAAUGAGUGGGAAAAGGCCGAAACGCAAAGUGGCGAUAAGGUCCAAUGAAAAACUCGAUUGGUACAAGGGUACGUUUUGUAAAAUCAACCCAAAGUCCAUCUUUAUAAAGCCUUUAGAGACGCUGCCAAGCAAUUAUUCACCGAGGGAUGUCUAUCUGAACCCGACAAAUAUUUCUCCACAUUUACUACCGGUGAAGGCUGGAGAUUCGGUGGAGUUUGUCCUUGGAGAUAGAGACAAAUCGAGGCCAAUGGCACGAAAAGUAAAAAUAACGAAAUACACGAAUCGGAGCUGGCAGGAAAUACAAGAUUACCUCGCAAAUUUGUUGGACGAUUUGAAAUCAAUGGACGGUAAAAAAGUUCUCAUGGAAAGUUUGUCUAAUUCUGUUCAAUGGAGUUUCUUUGGAUCGCCAUGUUUAAGUCCUAGACAAGAGGAUGAGCCACGGUUGCCUUAUAUCAUGGAGCUAAUAGAGGUGUUGUUACAAGUUUUGCUCGUUGGUAAACCAUGCAAAACUUUGGUGGAAGAAGCCAUGAAAAAUGUGACACAGGGAUUAUUGUUCAGAGCGUAUGAAGACAAAAGUCUGCCCUCUUUAAUAAAAUCAAGUACAUUUCUUCCUCAGAAAGACGUCAUUUAUGUGAGGGAUGGAAAUCUUUACCCCAUAAAGACAAAAAUAUUUCGCAACUUUUGCGAAAACGUCGUCUGCCAGGUUCCCUCCACAGCUCGCUUUCUUUUACCGACAGUGACAGCUAUUUGCGAAAAGAUCCAAAAUCCAACAACACAAAGCUUUUUGUUGAAAAUCCUGUCCACGUCUCUAUCCAGUCAAAGUUCGGGAGUGGUAGCAGAUGAAGGAAUUUGGCAAAAUCUCCCAUUUAUUCCGACAGAAAAUGAGAUGGCUGGUAAUUUGGUGGAGGAAGACAGACAUCUUUCCAAGGUGAGGAACACUUACAGCGAUUCAGAAACAUAUAUGGAUACGUAUUUCAGACUGCUUCGUGCCGAAACAUUCUCUGGCAUACAACACGGUAUAAAAGACCUCAAAGCUUGUGAGCUAGACGAACGAGAUAUGAACGUCUACUACAAUGUACACUUGGCCGGAUUCGAGGUGCAAAAUGGACGCUUCUCUCUCGUAAUUCAUUUCACGUCGGCGAAAAUAGUGCGAAACUGGAAAACUUCAUCACAACUUAUGUUUGGAAACUUGGUGUGUCUAUCGCUUAACCGGAAGUUUGAUGAUGUCAUUUGGGCUGUGGUAUCAAAUAGAGAUGCAGAAUUGCUGAACAAAUAUCAGAUCAUUAUGCUUGAGUUGAUUGACUUUAACUUAAAAACGAUCAGUCAAAUCGUCAUAUCACUACAAGCACAAGCAGGUUCAGCGGUAAUGGUCGAAUCUCCUACGUAUUAUCAUGCUUUUAAUCCGGUGCUGCGAAGUUUGAAAGAGUUCGACAUAGAGAAUUUUCCUUUGCGAGAUGAAAUUGUGCAAGGAAAUGAGACAGAAGGAUUACCUGAGUACUUGCAGCGAGCAGAAUCAGUGAACACAAAGCCCAUAUACAAAAAAACUAACAAUACUAACAGAUUUCUGCACCUUUUUGAUAAUUCAACUGACAUCAGUAAUGGGGAAAUGAGUUUCCAAAGAUUUUUGCAAGUCUUCGACCGACAUUCAAGUACAUCCUUGGAAAGCAGCCAAUGCGAAGCACUAAUCCAUGCACUUACAUCUAAACUGGCCAUUGUACAAGGUCCACCUGGUUGUGGUAAAACUUUUAUUGGUGCAAAAAUAGUUCAGUUGCUGCUAUCGCUGUCUCCAAAAUUGGAGAAACCAAUUUUACUGUUGACGUACAAGAACCACGCUCUUGACGAGUUUCUCAAACACAUGUUAGAGUUUUGUGACAUAAAUGAUAUGGUCAGGAUUGGAAACCGAUCGAAAGAGCCUCGAUUGGAGUCUUGCACCUUACAGGAGGUGAUGAAGACAUUGCAGAGGGAUAAAAGUUAUAGCAAAACAUUGCACGAAAACAUUAUGGAAACAAAACAGGAAAUUCGCGACAUGGAAAGUCAAAUAAAGAAUCUAUCUCAGCGAGUUGAUGCAAGUAGUCAUUUGACGAAGAGGAAGCUGAUUUACGAGCUAAGUGAACAGCAACUAUGUUCCCUCGUAUUAAAUAUUCCUGCAUCCGUUAAGUUUGGCAAGAAUAUCGACAAGUCAAUCGUAAGAAGUUUGAUAAAAUCCGUCUUGCAAUUUUUCCCAAGCUUCAAAGAGUUUUGCACGACGUCGUUAAGCAACGCCAUACAGAACGAUCUGCCCAACGUAGAACAUUGCCAGUUUAUUUAUACUUUGUUCAACACGGCUGUCCAAGCUUGGUUGCCCAGCAGACAAGAACCCCAGCGAAUGAAAGCAUUCCAAGCAGAAUAUGUCUAUCGCGUUCGAAAACCGGAAGAAGAUAACGUCGAAGAAGACGAUAACGUCAAAGCGAAUAACGAAACUGACGCGUCACAACAAAACACAAAUGAAGAAGAUAGUGGCGACGAGGAACAUGUCAACGAGUUGCUGGAGAGUCGAAUGUUUUCACGAAUGAAAACAAACGACAAGUCAAGGGAUGGAUUGACUCUUUUCAAAUCGUUUGAGACCUCAAAAAAUGCGACAAACAAAAACAAGAAGAAGACUUCUCAAGAAAACACUACCAAUAACAAAACUUAUGCAAAAAACAAAGAUGUCCUGAUCGAUAUAGCUGACUACCCCAACGACAUGCAAGUCAACCCUAAAAUACGUUCUGUUAAAAACCUGUGGCAGUUAGACACCGUUGAAAGAUUGCAAUUCCUUUACUGCAUACUGAGUGAAUCAACAUCAAAUACGUCGGAAGAAUUUGACGAGCUGCUUGAAACAUUAGAGAUUUUGAAGAAAAGAAAAGAAGAACUAGAGAUGGAUAAAAAAGCAGAAGUGCUAUCGCAAAAGAAAAUCAUUGGUGCAACUAUUACAGGGGCGUCCAUUAAUCACGACCUUCUUCAUCAAAUUGGUCCAAGUGUCGUCAUCGUGGAGGAAGCCGCUGAAAUACUAGAGCCCAGUUUACUAGCUGCGCUCACGCCAUCAAUUCAACAUCUUGUCCUGAUUGGCGAUCAUAAGCAACUCAGACCAAAUGUUGACACGUACAAGUUGCGAACCGACUUCAAUUUCGAUAUCUCUAUGAUGGAAAGAUUGAUCAACGCUGGAUAUCCAUACAUGACGUUGAGAAAACAGAACAGAAUGCGGCCAGAAUUUUCGGCAUUGCUGAAAGAUAUCUAUCCGACUUUAGAAGAUAACCUAGACUUGGUAUCAGCGAAUGAGCCAUUGAAAUGCAUCAGUCAUUCCAUGUUUUUCUGGUCGCAUUCAGACCCGGAGAAAAAAGACCGUACGUUCACUAAUACGAAAGAGGCUGAGCGCAUUAUAGCUUUGGUGUUGUAUCUACUGUCCAGCGGCAUUCCUCCAUCUGAAAUAACAGUAAUCGCAGCAUAUUUAGGGCAAACGAAACUCCUCAGAAAAAUGAUGAAACAACUUAAAACAGAACAUCCACAACUUUUUGACAAGACAGCAGACGACCAGACAGCACCCAUCGAAGUCCAAACGGUCGAUAUGUAUCAGGGCGACGAAAACAAUUACGUAAUAAUAUCGUUGGUACGAUCCAACACUCAUGGUGGCAUCGGCUUUCUUAAGGAAAUGAAUCGUCGUUGCGUUGCCCAAUCUCGAGCUAAACGUGGCAUGUACUUCGUCGGUAACAAGGAACUUUUCAUGAACGCUAGAAAAUCGGUUUGGAAGAAUGUUAUAAGAGGAAUGGAAGCCCAAGGAUGCACUGGAAAUGCUAUACCUUUACAAUGCACGAAGCACAACGUAUCUCGCUUUGAUGCGGUGACAGGGGAUGAUAUAAAACGUGUCGUAAACAAUCCCAAACUUCUCUGCUCGGAAAUAUGUGGUGAACUCAAUCCGUGCUUUAGGCACAUUUGCCAAAAGCCUUGCAUACCUCAUCAUGAUCAUGACGUUUGCCACGAAAUAGUUCACGAUUAUUUCCCAAAUUGUGGUCACCCAGUGAAACGGGAAUGUAAAGAUGAUAUUUCUGAGUUACUGUGCCGGGUAGAAGUCGUUGUUACCCUGGAGACCUGUGGACAUCAAAGGAAGAAGGAAUGCCACCAGCGAAACAGCGAUCUCAUUUGCGAUGAGCUUGUCAUGGCUACAUUUCCAAAAUGUCGACAUCAAAUCGAGAAGAAAUGCCAUGAAAAUAUUGAGAAUUUAACGUGCCCAUUUCCAUGCACUGAAUUCAAUAAUUGUUUCGUUCACAAAUGUAAGAAAAUGUGCGGCGAACCACACAGUCAUGAAACGUGUCCGGAGAUGGUGUAUUACCGAUAUCCCGACUGCGGUCAUCUUUCAUCGAAGAAAAAGAAAUGCUCUCAACCAAUCACCGACAAGUGUGGGAAACUGGUCGAAGUCACCGGAGCGUGUGGUCAUAAAAUCAAGAAACCGUGUCAUCAAGCAGAAAUUCCUCCUUGUAUGCAUCAAUGUGAAAAGACUAACUCCUGCGGGAUACAUCGAUGCGAAAAGAAAUGUGGCAUACCUCAUGAUCACAACAAUUGUCAGGAAAUGAUCGACUACAAAUUUCCUGGGUGUCAACAUCAAUCGAGUAAAAAGAAGAGAUGCUCUGAAGAGAUCACGUGGAAAUGCAAGCACACGGUGUUUUUCAAAGGAUCAUGUGGUCACGAGAUAAAGAAGGAAUGCCAUCAGAAAAAUGAAGACGUGAUGUGCACUGCACCGUGCACCAAGAUGAGGAAAUGCAACCACAUGUGUACUAAUCUUUGUGGAGAGGACUGUGAAAAAGGCGACUGUGCCCAAUGCUUGGAGGAACACGAAAAAAGGAUGAAGAAAUUCCGUGAAGAUGCAAAGAAACGAGAAAUAGAAAUUGCUCAUCAAAUGAAACAAAAUCCCGUUCCAUUUUCCAUCAAGGAAAUUUCACCAACCGGUUCAGAUUCGGGAAAAUACCAAAUGGUCAAAGACAAAGUAUUGAAAUAUAUUCAACCGAUGCAUCACUGGUUUCCAAAUAUAACCAAGAUAGAAGAGGUUACCAACCAAGAACAAGAGAAGAGGUUUGAGGCAGCAAAGUCCAGAGCCUUUGGUAAUCACAUCGACAAAAAAUUUCAUGGUACAUCUGAAGAAGGCGUUAAGGGAAUAACAAAAGAUGGUUUUAAGUUGCCAAACCAAAAUGCAAAAGGAAAGAAACGCGGUAUGUACGGUCAAGGAAUAUACUUCGCUACAGAUUCCUCAAAAAGUGCACAGACGAUUUACACUAAGGGUUCACAAAAACUCCUACUUUGCGACGUACUUCUUGGAAAAAGUAAGGUGGUUCAUAAAGAAGACAAUACGUUGAACAAACAGAAAUUGAACGCAGAGAAAUGUGAUUCAGUGUAUGCCCCAAGAGGAUCGGCAGUGAAAAAUGACGAGUACGUUAUCUUCGAUCCAGACCAAGCCCUUCCACUUUAUAUAAUACAUUUCGCGACAAAAAUACCCUAUCCUUCAACAAUUUUAAGCCAGACGUCCGUAACUGUGAAGAAAAUGUUACCAACACGCACCAUCGACUUUCAAGAUCCUUUCAACGCAUACUAUAACGCUGCUGAGUCCCAUUUUCUAAGAAUGUCCAAACAGACAAAUCCAGCGUUGACCGAGCAAAUCACCUCCAUUGACAUCGUGAUAAACAAAGACCUCGAAGAAAAGUUUGAAGCAACACGAAAAAAAUUUAGAAAAUUAGGAAUUAAUGAUAAAGAAAUCCUUGCUUAUCAUGGAACGGAUCCUGUCAACAUCCCCAGCAUCAUAAAGUCAAAUUUGCAGUUGUCCUUUGCAAAGCGACAGGCCUAUGGUAAAGGAAAUUAUUUCUCGGAGUAUCCAAGGAUCAGCUUAGGUUAUGGGAAGGGUCUUCUUUUGUGUCGUGUACUUCCUGGAAAGGAAUUUGUCGACGCUAGUGGCAUUGAUAUACCAGUAGGAUAUAAUUCCAAGAAAGUGUUGUUAAACAACCAAUCUGGGACAGCAAAAGCAAACGCCAGUGGGGAGAUGAUAAUUAUUGAAGAUUCGAAUCAGAUAUUACCCUUUUACGUAAUUUAUCGCUAACAUUACUAUUAGCAUGCCAAAGAAAAAACAAAAAUAAGCUGUAAAACAACGAUGUUUGUGUACACACGAUAUAUGUGAAGCACUUUUAAUUUAAAAGACUUUUAUAACAAACAAUUACUGAUUACAUUUCACCAUUUAAAAUAACAAUAUAAGUUAUGUUUUAACAAGUUAUGGAUAGGAAACAAAAUGAACAAUUAUUAAAUUAAUUUUCAUUAGUAA
Xenia sp. Carnegie-2017 is the source of this 6390-nucleotide messenger RNA. RefSeq names its product NFX1-type zinc finger-containing protein 1-like. Gene Ontology annotation, cellular component: nucleus; nuclear RNA-directed RNA polymerase complex. Gene Ontology annotation, molecular function: zinc ion binding; NAD+ poly-ADP-ribosyltransferase activity; helicase activity. The record is from RefSeq and is a predicted model, not a curated record. Bases 76 to 6171 code for a protein of 2031 amino acids. The transcript has 6 exons. NCBI's taxonomy places the organism in Eukaryota, Metazoa, Cnidaria, Anthozoa, Malacalcyonacea, Xeniidae. Gene Ontology annotation, biological process: regulatory ncRNA-mediated heterochromatin formation.